GUGAAAUAGAUCCCUACAGAUCAACCCUACCUAGCCUUAGCUGCCGUGAAUAGCGGGGAGUGUUGUGCUCAACAAAUUUCUAGAAAAGAAAAGCGAUGCCGUGGCCGCGGACCCCGGAAAGCUUAAGCUUGCAAGCCCGGUAUACUUUCGAAAAAUCUCCGGACAAGCUUUCUCUAUCAUCUAUUCAUCCCCUCUUAGUAUCUCUCGCCAUUGCCAUUGUUGAGAGCGAAUUCCAUUAUUUGUCAUAUUAAUUGGGUGCCGUAUUCGACCAUUGAAAAGGCAAAAAGGGAAAUCGAAAGAUGGGAUUCACCCUUAAACUCACCAACCGGUCCCCCAAAGGUCUGAAAAGACUCCCGGCCACCCUCGAGAUCGCCGACGACGCGACAAUCGAGGCCACCAAGAAGCAGAUUGCCCAAUUGACAGGCACCUCCGACUUCAACCGAAUUGGCAUCUUCGACCCGGUCACCAAGAAGACCAUCAAGGAUCGCAAUGCCUUGCUACGGGACCAGGAGCCCGUCAUCAAGAACGGGGAGAUGAUAGUCAAGGACCUCGGUCCGCAGAUCUCUUGGAAACUCGUAUACCUAUGCGAAUACUUCGGACCCCUCAUCUUCCACCCCUUCUUCGUCGCCGUCCGCAACCAUCUGUAUCCCGCCAUUUACUCCGUCGUCAAGGACUACGUGCCCGCGCCCGCGCCGGCCGCGUUGACGGGCUCGCUCACGUCCGUGCAGCAGGCGACCUUCGUCAUGAUCAUGGCGCACUUCGUCAAGCGGGAGCUCGAGGUCCUCUUCGUGCACAAGUUCAGCGCGAACACGAUGCCCGCAAACUUCAUCGUGCGAAACUCGUUCUUCUACUGGGUGUUCGCUGGCCUGCUCGGUGCGCUCGAGAUCUACGCGCCCUUCUCCCCGACGGCGCAAGCAGGGCCUUUCCUCUCCUCGCCCCUCGACGUCAUCGGUCUUGCGCUGUACGUCUUUGGCGAGCUGUGCAACGCCCACGUCCACUGGUAUCUCUCGAGCCUUCGCAAACCCGGCGAGACGGCGCGUAAGAUCCCCAAUGGGUUGGGCUUCAGCCUCGUGACGUGCCCUAACUACAUGUUCGAGAUCAUUGCGUGGAUCGGUAUCAUCAUGAUCACGCGCUCGCCGACUCUCGUUGUUUUCAUCACAAUUGGCUCGUACUAUAUGUACAUCUGGGGUUGGGGCAAGGAGAAGGCCUACCGCAAGCAGUUUGGCGACAAGUACAAGAAGAAGCGAUCCGUCAUGCUGCCUGGUCUUUUGUAAAGGGGAUUUCACGUUUAAUUCGGAGCUACAUCCGCAUAAUUCAACUCCGUUCGCAAAUCUAGAA
Messenger RNA from Xylaria bambusicola, 1338 nucleotides. RefSeq names its product 3-oxo-5-alpha-steroid 4-dehydrogenase-domain-containing protein. The record is from RefSeq and is a predicted model, not a curated record. The coding region runs from base 300 to 1274 and encodes 324 amino acids. The transcript has 2 exons. Gene Ontology annotation, biological process: very long-chain fatty acid biosynthetic process. Gene Ontology annotation, molecular function: oxidoreductase activity, acting on the CH-CH group of donors. NCBI's taxonomy places the organism in Eukaryota, Fungi, Ascomycota, Sordariomycetes, Xylariales, Xylariaceae.